GCUCGAGAGGCUCACCUUUUUACUGGUUUUUGUAUGGAUGAGCAGAACAGCUUAGGUGAAGUGAGCCACUUGUUAUACGCUGAUGAUGCGAUUAUUUUCUGUGAUGCGUCGGAGGAGGAGGUUUUCCAUUUGACUGCUAUUCUGCUUUGGUUUCAGAAUAUCACAGGGCUAAAGGUUAAUUUUGAUAAAAGCAAGUUGUUCCCGGUUGGUGAGGUGGAGUAUAUGGAUAGGUUUGCACAAAUUCUUGGUUGUGAUUGGCAGUUCCUUCCCACGAUUUAUCUUGGCUUACCACUCGGCGCUCCUCCGACUUCUUCGUCCAAUUGGAAUAAUGUUUUGGGUAAAGUGAGUAGCAGAUUGGAGGUGUGGAUGGCUUCUUAUCUCUCUUUGGCUGGACGAAUUACCUUGUGCAAUGCGGUCCUGGAAAUUCAACCUGCUUAUCUGUUUUGCCUGUUCAAUGCUCCGCGAUUUGUUGUUGAUAAACUUGAGAAGAUUCAGCGGGAUUUCAUAUGGUCGGGUCGUCAGGGUGAAAACAAACUCCACCUUGUUCCUUGGGACGUGUGUAAGGCUCCAAAACGGUUUGGGGGUCUUGGGAUUGCUGAUUUGAGGAUUCGUAAUCAGUCCCUCCUGUGCAAAUGGUGGUGGCGUUUUGCCCGUGAGCGAGAUGCGUGGUGGCGAGAGCUUAUUUCGUUUAAAUUCCCCAACGCUUCCUCGGAUUGGAUGUCGGGGGCCCGCUCAGGCCCUUGCGGUUCUAGUAUCUGGGCUCAUAUUCUGAAGACUAAAAAACUGUUUUGGAAAUUUGCUUAUGUUGAAGCUGGUGCGGGUUCGGGGGUUUCUCUUUGGCAAGACGUGUGGAUCAAAGGCAGGCUGCUUAGGGAGGAGUUUCCGCGUGUUUUUGCUGCUGCGGAGCUGCCCAACUGCCGGGUUUCCGAGGCUGCUAGUACUUCUGAGGGGAGAGUUGUGUGGGAUAUUCCUUUUAAAUUUUCCUUGAGGGGGAGUGCUGAGCAAGAGAGAGUGUCUCUUCUUAAUUUGCUUAAUGGAUUGCAUGCUGAUUCUUUCUUUUCAGGUCCUUCCAGACUGGUUUGGGGUCCUUCUCCAACCUCUGGGUACUCUGCCCACUCUUUCUAUUGUGCAGUUCUCAAGGAGCAGUUCCCUGGUUCUGCUUCUUUUCCCUUUCAUGUCAUUUGGAUGGCUGUGGCUCCUCCAAAGGUCUGCGUUUUUCUGUGGAUCGCGUUCCAGAAAAAAAUUAUUACACAGGAUGCUCUAAAGAGGAGGGGUUGGUUUCUUCCGAGCCGUUGUGCGCUGUGCAGAGAGCAGGAGGAAACCAUUAAUCAUAUUUUCCUCUCCUGUAGGUUCUCCAAAGAUGUUUGGAGGAUCCUCUCGGCUUUUGUUGAUCUGCAGACCUCUAGCUCGGACAUCUCUGACUUGAUCUCCAAGUGGCCUUGCAGGCAUCCGAGCAACGCUAAGGAGUGGUGCUCUGCCGUUUUCCUCCAUGCUUUCUGUUGGCGUAUUUGGCUCGAGCGCAAUUCCAGAAUCUUCAGGGAGGUCCACGAGAUCGUUCAAGUUGUGGCUUAUCGGAUUGCUUCAUGCAUCGCGGAUUGGUUGAGGGCGGCGCACAAGGUCGAUCCGAUGCAAGCUAAUGAAUGGCUGAGUGUGGUUAAGUCCCGCUUGUUCCCCAGAAUCGCUGUGCCCGUGACUCUUCCACUUGCUGCUUCCCCUGCGGAUGAUAUUGGCGACUCUGCUUUUCCCGGAUGAUUUCCCAUGCCAUACCUGGUUCCUGUUUUGUCCUAUCUUCAGGUCCUCUGUUUUUUUGUUCGUACUUGCUUGUGCUAUGCUGGUGAUCUUUUUCCUCGCUGAUUUGUUUCCUGGCGAUUGCUUGUGUCCUGUAUUCUUUUUCUUUUCUUUCCUGCUGGUUUGGGGGCGCUGUUUUGGGGAGGUUUGGGCUGUUUUGUUUCUUGUUGGUUUCGUUUGUACUUUUUUCUUGCUUUUUGUUUUCUAUUAAUAUAUUUCAUCAUUAUAAAAAAAAAAACGUUGGCAUUCACAAUUGGCCUAAAUACAAUUACAAACCCAAUACCUUAUAUUGUCAUAUAUAUGAAAGUUCAUCGUGGAGGUAAUUAAGAUGCUCAACUCACGUGAACCAGGUCGUUUGGUUGUUGAAUUUCGAACUCAAACCCUAAAUAUCAAAGAUCUGAUUAAAUCCGAUCGUACCCAUCGUCUGUUUGCUUCCCCAAAAUAUUUAUGUUCAAUUCAUGGCUCCAAAAAAAAUUGCAAUUUCUUUUCGGUUCUGAAUCUCUUGACCUCAACGAUUUACUGAAAUCUACAUAAAUUACUACUUGUAGCCUUUAGGGUUAACAAGGUACAUUCAUUUUCAAACACAUAAUUCCAGUUCUACAGAAUCCAUCAAACAAACAACAAAAAUUUAACCUUUUAAUCAAUCACAAACCCUUUUAUUUUCUAAAUCCAACCAUUUAACUAAAAUCUUUCAUUUUUCAAAUCAAACCAACUCCAUUCAUUGAGCAUUGCACAAAUGGACACAUCCAAGUUGCAAAAAAGACUCAUGAAAAAGCAAACUACGUAAUAAUGAUAUAGCUGAUCAGAUAGGACCAUAAACUUUCAACUUCACCUACCACACCCGCACCAAUGGCCACACCGGCUGACACUAAACUACAGUACUACUUUGUCUACUGCACAAACUCUCAUUUCUCCUUCUUCCAGUUGUCUGCACUUUCCCACCAACCCUACAAGACAACCUCCAACGUCGUCUAACUUUAAAGGUCCCUCCAACCCCACAAUUUUGCCGCCCCAAUUCCAUUUGUUUAUUUUAGUGGAUGGAUCCCCCAUUAUAUUUAGGGUUGUUAAUCAAUCAACAUUAACAAUCAUUACGUGCUAAUGUCAUCAAUGAUCUCAUCAAAUGAAUGUCAUCAUCCAAUGCAUCAACCUCCACCCGCCACCCUUCGUGGCGUAGACGAAGAGAGACGGUAUUCGAAAGAACGAAUAUGUUGGUAUAUCAGAUAUGGUGUAGAUUGUCGAACGUCGAACUGAUACUUCCACUUGCAUUAUCAGUGGGUAAUUAACCUGCUUCCUCCUGGCUCGCUGAUUAGUGACUCGAUGUUGAUUGAUUACUGGUGACGUUGGGAUUUGAGACCCAACGAAUCACACUGAUACUUCUCACUGAAAAAGGUGGUUGGUGAAAAAGAUUUAUUAAAGUGAGGGGAAAUUAAGUGACACAAUUUGAUUAUUAGUUUCAUUUAUUACCAAAUUCCAUGAAAUGUCAAAUGAGGAACAGGUCAGAAAUUAGCAACUUCUCGUAGUUGGUGAGCUUGGUAGCUUGUUGGUGACUGGUGAGUGAACUCCAGCCGGUCUUUUUUUCCGAAAUGGAAUAUUUGUUAUUGUCAUUUUUGUUCUAAAUCGAUACCAUCAAGUGUAUGGUCCAUUUGGUAAAAUAGAUCCAUUCAUAUGAAAAAAAAUUGGAGGUGCAAAUAAUAUCAAGUAAUUUUGGGUACUACUACUAUGACUAGCUCCGACAUUAGAGAGUAAUAAGCCUCCGUUUUAACGCUCUAACUAUUAGAGAAAACUGCAACAAGAAAUCUUCUAAUGUACA
This is a messenger RNA of Linum trigynum, 3598 nucleotides long. Lineage: Eukaryota; Viridiplantae; Streptophyta; Magnoliopsida; Malpighiales; Linaceae. The record is from the annotation of a GenBank genome assembly.